Messenger RNA from Caenorhabditis elegans, 3319 nucleotides. It is a transcript of the gene T14G8.3, whose product is annotated as Hypoxia up-regulated protein 1. NCBI's taxonomy places the organism in Eukaryota, Metazoa, Nematoda, Chromadorea, Rhabditida, Rhabditidae. The record is from RefSeq and is marked reviewed. Gene Ontology annotation, molecular function: ATP hydrolysis activity; ATP binding.
AAUGAAGUCGUUCAUCCUUGGGCCUUUGGGUCUCCUGGUCGCCAUAUGCUGUCUCUACCAACCGGCAGACGCCGCUCUUGCUGCAAUGUCAAUCGACCUGGGAAGUCAGUUUAUCAAGAUUGGAUUGGUUAAGCCCGGCGUUCCAAUGGAUAUUGUGCUGAAUAAGGAGUCAAGAAGAAAAACGCCAAACGUUAUCUCUUUUAAAAAUGACGAAAGGUUUUUUGCUGAGGCGGCUGCAGCUAUGUCAUCUUCGCAUCCUCAAUCUUCCUACAACUUCCUUCUCUCAAUGAUUGCCCGUAAGGAAGGAGACGACGCGUUUGUCACAUUCCAGAAGACGUUCCCAUUUACUGCUUUUGAGUUCGAUGAAGUCAGAAAAACUGUUGUCUUCCCAUACAAAGAGGAAAAGUACAAUGUGGAAACACUUUUGGCAAUGAUUCUGUGGAAUGCAAAGAAAGUUACCGAAGCAUAUGCUGAUCAGACUGUGAAGGAUGUCGUCAUCACCGUGCCAAUUUUCUUGAAUCAAGCUGAACGACGUGCCAUCGCUUCCGCCGCGGAAAUUGCUGGGCUUAACCUGCUUCAGCUUCUCAAUGACGGCUCGGCUGCUGCUUUGAAUUAUGGAGUGUUCAGGCGCAAGGAAAUCACCGAAAAACCGACACACAUGUUGAUUUAUGAUAUGGGAGCCGUUAAGACAACUGCAACCAUUGUACAAUAUGUACUUGAAUCAACUCGUAAGGACGGCAAGGACAAGCAACCCACACUUCGCACCGUUGGUGUUGGAUUUGAUAAAACUCUUGGAGGACUCGAAAUCACCAAUCGACUCAGAGAUCACUUGGAAAAGGUGUUCCGUGAUACUGUCAAAACGUCAAAGGAUAUUUCAACCAAUGCUCGAGCUAUUGGAAAACUGCAUAAAGAAGCUGAACGUGUCAAGCAAGUGCUAUCUGCAAACAAAGACACAUAUGCUCAAGUAGAGAGCUUGUUCGAAGAGCAAAACUUCAGAGCCAAGGUUACUCGCGAAGAACUUGAAAAAAUGAUUGAGGAUCUCGAGCCAAGAAUCGCCGCUCCAAUCCUCGACGCCAUCGGAAUGGCUCAAAUCAGCACCAAUGACAUCGAUUUGGUUGUUCUCAUGGGAGCUGGAACUCGUGUGCCAAAAGUGAAGGAAAUCCUCAAGACCAUUCUAAAGGACAAGGAAAUCAGCAAUUUCCUGAACACUGAUGAAGCUAUCGCCAUGGGAGCUGUCUAUCAAGCUGCUCAUUUGUCCAAGUCAUUCAAAGUUUUGCCAUUCAACGUUCACGAGAAGAUCCUGUAUCCAGUGUUCGUUAACUUCCUCACAAAAACCGAAGAAGGAACCAUGAAGCCAAUCAGAAAAUCGCUUUUCGGAGAGAAUUAUCCAGUACCCAACCGAGUGAUGCAUUUCUCAUCAUAUUCCGACGAUUUCAAGAUUGAUAUCCAAGAUGCUGAUAAGAACCCAUUGUCCACUGUCGAGAUUAGCGGAGUCAAGGAUGCUAUUGAGAAGGAAGUAACUGAUGAGAACUCAGUGUUGAAGGGUGUCAAGACAACUUUCUCCAUUGACUUGUCUGGAAUUGUAUCGGUGGAAAAGGCUAGUGUGGUGGUGGAGAAAGUUCCAACACCUGAAGAAAAGGAUAAGUACGAGGUUGACAAAAAAGAAUUUGACGAAUGGGAGAAAGAGCAGGAAGAGCUGAAAAAGAAGGAAAAGGCCGAGAAAAAGGAAAAGGAAGAGAAGAAGAAGACCGAAGGUGAGGAAGAGAAAAAUGAAGAUGCUGCCGGAGAAGAGAAGACUGAAGAAAAAACCGAAGAAGUUGAGAAGCCAGUAGUUGUGAAGAAGACGAAGCCAGUGGAGCCAAAAGCAAAGAAAAUUAAUGUUGCACUGACGAUCAAGGAAACCAAGACCGACAACAUUGACCUGAAUGAGGAAGAAGUGACCGCGGCCAAGAAAGUCCUCGGAGAUUUUGAGCAAAAGGAAAAGGAAAAGCACGAUCGUGAAGAGGCUAUGAACCGCUUGGAAGGACUUCUUUAUGAUUUAGCAGUCCGGUUGGAAGACGGUGAGGAGUAUGCCGAGUAUGCUACUGAAGAAGAGAAGAAGGCAAUUCUUGAGGAAGUCGCCGUGUUGAAGCUCUGGUUCGAGGAUGACGUUUCGCUCGAAACGAAGAAAGAAGAAUUUGAUGAGAAGAGAGCAAAGUUGGAAGAGUUGACAGCUAAACCAAAUGCCAGAAAGCAAGAAAGACUUGAUAUUCCAAAAGUUGCUGAAAUUAUCGAGGAUCACUUCAAUCGUUCUAUGACCUUCCACGCUAUGGCUCUUAACUUGACACAGUUUGAGGAGGGUAACAAGACAUUCACAGACACUGAACUUGAGGUUCUCACUAAAUUGAUUGAGUCGACGACCGAGUGGUGGAAUGAGAAGAAGGAUCUUUUCGAGAAGCAAGCUAAGAACGAGGAUCCCGUUGUGAAAGCUUCUGAGAUUGCAGAAAAGGCUCGUGACUUGGAACGAGAAGUGCGUUAUCUGGUGAAUAAGUUGAAGAUUGCAAGCUCCAAGAAGAGCAAAGAAUCUGAAAAGAAAAAGAAGACAAAGAAGGAAAAAGACACUGUAAAAGAAAGAAAGGAGGAAGAAACCACAGAAACAACUACAGAGGAUCAAGCUAAUGAGCAGCAGACUCCUCCGCCGUUUGAGAACGAUAACACAAAGGAUGAUGAAUCAGCAUCGACUGAAGAGCCGAAGAAAGACACUGAACACGAUGCAUCGGAACUGUAAACCUGUCAUAUCAAAUCAGUAGUCAACAAAAGUGCAUUUGGACUUUUUUUAAUUAUUUGUUCUUUUUUAUGUCUGUCUGCCACCGAAUUCACAUUUUUAUAACCAACCUAUCAAUCCAAAUCAGCUUCAUCAUUUUUCUUUGUCAUACACCUAUCACUUUCAUGGGAAAUAUCUACAAAACAUUUUAUAUUUAAAACAAAAAAAUUGAACUUUCAACAAGAUGGAUGGAUGAUGACAAUUGAUGCGGAGAAUUUUCAUCAUUUCUGAUGUAAUCUCGUCGUGUUCGCCGUCUAAACCAUUUAUCUUAAUUAAAUUUUGUGAUAAAAACUAGCUUUCAUCCAACUUUUCUAAUCAUAAACUUUUAAACGAAAACUCAUCCCUUGCUUUUCAUUGUUCACGGGAGAAAUAAAUAACACUAACUUAUUAUGUUCUGUUUUUCCUUAGUCCCUUAAUUUUCAACGGUUGUUCUAUAUUGUAGGGUUUUUGAAUUCAUUGAUUGUUUUAACCUUUUGAUCUUCCACAUUUUCCCAUAUUGAUAAAGUCUUCUGGAAA